Messenger RNA from Morus notabilis, 628 nucleotides. RefSeq names its product pumilio homolog 23-like. The transcript is spliced from 3 exons. Lineage: Eukaryota; Viridiplantae; Streptophyta; Magnoliopsida; Rosales; Moraceae. The annotation marks the transcript as partial. Gene Ontology annotation, molecular function: RNA binding. Gene Ontology annotation, cellular component: preribosome, small subunit precursor; 90S preribosome; nucleolus. Gene Ontology annotation, biological process: ribosomal small subunit export from nucleus; endonucleolytic cleavage to generate mature 5'-end of SSU-rRNA from (SSU-rRNA, 5.8S rRNA, LSU-rRNA); endonucleolytic cleavage in 5'-ETS of tricistronic rRNA transcript (SSU-rRNA, 5.8S rRNA, LSU-rRNA). The record is from RefSeq and is a predicted model, not a curated record.
CUUUAACCGAUUGUGCGAUUGAAAUUUUCUACGAAAAGCUGCAGAUGCUUAGAUAUUGUUGCAUUGCAGGAGUUUUGUGAUUAAGUCCGGGACAGGUUUAAUGGGAGGGAAGGAUAAAUCUCAUAAAAGGGACAAGAGAAAGAAAGGUAAUUUUGAUGACACUUCUAAGAAAAAGGUGUCUGGAAAGGCAGCUGAUGGCUCUUUUAAAACCGAGAAUUUUGCGAAGCAUCGGAUGAAUUACGCGCCUCAUCAAUCCGUUGUCAGGAAGCAGGUUGACCCGGAAACCACGAAAUACUUUUCUGAGAUUGCCAAUCUUUUCGAGAGUAAUGGGGUUGAUUUGGAGGAGCGGGCGGUUAUAUGUGGUAAUGCUCUUGAAGAAACCAGAGGGAAUGAAUUUCAACUUGCGACUGAUUAUAUCAUAAGCCACACUUUGCAGAUGCUUCUCGAGGGAUGUGAUAUUGACCACCUUUGUGAUUUCCUUCGAAGUUGUGCAAAGGACUUUCCAUUUAUCGCGACGGAUCAAUCGGGUUCUCAUGUAGCUGAGACUGCUAUUAGGUCUUUAGCUAUGCAUCUUCAAGACAGUGAUGUCUACUCUGUUGUUGAGGAUACUUUAACCAUGAUAUGCAAG